This is a messenger RNA of Thyridium curvatum, 1056 nucleotides long. RefSeq lists its product as uncharacterized. The record is from RefSeq and is a predicted model, not a curated record. The transcript has 3 exons. NCBI's taxonomy places the organism in Eukaryota, Fungi, Ascomycota, Sordariomycetes, Thyridiales, Thyridiaceae. The coding region runs from base 1 to 1056 and encodes 351 amino acids.
AUGUCCAGUACCCAAACCACCGAGACCGCCACCACUGAGGCGAAGCCCUUCUUCACCUACGGGGCGCAAUUUGAGAAUAAAGACCUUGUUGACUUUGACGAGAACCGACACUACGGCGACUGGCGCGAUGAGUUCCACAAGACCGGCUGCGUGGUCAUCAAGAACGUCCUGAGUAAAGAGCGCGCCCAGUACUACUGCGACAAGCAGAUCGAGUGGUUGAAGAAGUUCGACCUGGGCUUCGACGAGAAAGCCCCCGAGACGUGGACGGCCGACCACCUCCCAGUCAGCUUCAAAGGUGGCAUGUACUUUGCGUACGGCGCUACCCACGAGAAGAUGGCCUGGGAGGCGCGCACCGAGCCGGCUAUCGUCGAGAUCUUUGAGAAACUGUGGGAGACCAAGGAGCUCAUAUGCUCCUUUGACGGUAUGAACGUCUCUAUGCCUAACAGGAAAGACCUUAGCUGGUCACCUUGGCCACACUGUGACCAGAACCCGGAACGCAAGGGCAUGCAAGCCGUCCAGGGCUUCAUCAACUAUGCCCCCAACGGCCCCAAGGACGGCGGCCUCGUGCUCAUGAAGGGCUCAGCCAAGCUCUUCAACGAGUUCUUCUCGGAGAAGCGCGAGCAGGACGACCACGAGGACGCGCCUCCGCCCGAGAUCAAGUUCAUGGACCUCUUCCUCUUCAAUAAGAAGGACGUCAAGUGGUUCGAGGACCAUGGCUGCGAGCUGGUCAAGGUCGACAUGGAGCCCGGCGACUUCGUGCUCUGGGACUCGCGCACCAUGCACUACGCCAAGCUCCCCGAGGGCGACCAGAUCCGCCACGUCCAGUACAUCUGCAUGACGCCGCGCAGGUUCGCGACCCCGGAGGCGCUCGAGGCCAAGAAACUGUGCUUUGAGAAGUACUACGGCACCACCCACUGGCCGCAUUGCAAUGUACGCCCUUCGUCGGAGAAGCCAAUGAGGAACGGGCAGGUCUGUCCCAAGUACAGGGCAGAGCCGUUUGAGAAGCCGGUAAUCACGGACCAGGUGCUGCGCCUCGCUGGAAUUAAGCCGUACUAG